This is a messenger RNA of Pichia membranifaciens NRRL Y-2026, 810 nucleotides long. RefSeq lists its product as hypothetical. The record is from RefSeq and is a predicted model, not a curated record. The annotation marks the transcript as partial. NCBI's taxonomy places the organism in Eukaryota, Fungi, Ascomycota, Pichiomycetes, Pichiales, Pichiaceae. The transcript has a single exon.
GGUUUGAAGGGCAGUCGAUGUGGCCGGCAUAAACAUGCUCUCUUGAAUUCGAAUAUACAUUGUGGUGUAAACAACUGGUCGUGUCAAUUAGAGUACCGAGGUAUGGGGCGCAAGGGCAAUCAAAUUCCUGCCGUUGUUGUGCGAGCGGAUGACUUUGCCGUUGAUGUGAUGCAAAACAGCGACGAAGGCAGGGAAGUUAGCGGCGACAAACUGGAGAGAGUAACCUGGACACGGGACAACAUUGCCAUAUUACGAGAAGUCCUACCGCUAUUGGAGAAGACUACAGAAGGGAUCGUUGUGCGGUACAAUUUUACACACUUGUCGAACAUCUUGAAGAUCGACCGGAAACACAUAUAUGGAAAGAUGAUAGAGCUCUAUCGAGGAGACGACGAGAACAUGCCAGAAGCGGAGGUGCGAGAGGUGCUGGUAAAGUCUGCGAUGGAUCCGAGAGCCGAUUCUGAGCCAGUGUCUGUAGACAGCCUGAUCAAUGUCGCUGCUGCGUCGAAGUUGCUGCACAGCAGACGUCUGCUGGGCCAGCCGAGUGGAGACGAGAGCAGUGUUGGGGAAAGUGAUGAGAGUGACGAGAGUAGCGUGGAGGAGUCUCUUUUGCAGCGGGAGAUACUUGAAAGUGACAUAUGAACGCUGUUGCGGGCGUGCCUGCUUGUUAUGGCAAGUCUACGAGCCAUUGGGCAAUCACACGCUGCGAAAGCUCCUGCUCAAUCUGGAAUGACCUGAGGCACUCCAUUCUUGGCAGCGGUGUUGGGCAGUGCAACUUUGGCAGAGGUAAUCAACAGCAGAAGGGCUUCUCUU